Messenger RNA from Colius striatus (speckled mousebird), 1277 nucleotides. RefSeq names its product chromosome 6 C14orf132 homolog (gene C6H14orf132). The transcript has 3 exons. NCBI's taxonomy places the organism in Eukaryota, Metazoa, Chordata, Aves, Coliiformes, Coliidae. The record is from RefSeq and is a predicted model, not a curated record. The coding region runs from base 16 to 267 and encodes 83 amino acids.
AGCAGCAGCAGCACCAUGGACCUGUCCUUCAUGGCCGCGCAGCUUCCUGUUAUGGGAGGAGCCUUUAUGGACUCACCCAACGAGGACUUUAGUACAGAGUACUCCCUGUUUAACUCAUCAGCCAACGUCCAUGCAGCUUCUUCCAUGCAGAAUCCAUCAGAGGAGCCAUCCCGUUCUUCAAAUGAUGCCAUAUUGUUAUGGAUUGCUAUAAUAGCAACAAUUGGAAAUAUUGUGGUUGUGGGAGUGGUGUAUGCCUUCACCUUCUAGGAUGACUGUCCCCCCAAACACUGGAAGAGAGGAUAACUGCAACAGUAUUUGUCAUGUAGCAUGUGAGCAGUUGGAAGCCAGCAAUGUUCUUUGGCACUUAAGCAUCUCCUUGACCAUCAGUAAAAUGUGAGGACUCAUCACAGGAAGUGCACAGAUCACUGAUAUAAGCUGUCUGCCUGUAGGAAGAUCCUAAUCAUUAUCAGCCUUAGCAAAAUCAUUAACUACUUCCCCCAAAUAGAAUAGUAAGAUGUGACCAUAAAGCUUGGUAACUGUAUCGUCAGCAUCCAUACAACUCAAAGCUCCUUACAGAAGCUCACAUUUUGUACAUCUAGUCCACUGUUCUGCAGUCAGCAUUUGCUGAGUUUUCCUCCACCUCACGUCCCUUGCCACCCUCAGCACGUCAGAAUCGGUGGUAAAUCACUUGGGGUAGGGCAAGGGGAGCAGAAGACGUGAAAAGCCUCAUGUAAUUGUGUAGGGCAAAGGCCAUUAACCACUACCUUAAUUCAGUGAAGGAAAACAAGCACAGUGUGCAACGCCAUGGGAGUUUCAAAUCUAGCCACACCUGCUGUUUUCAGAUGCACAGCCAAGCUGCUAUAGCCAGAUUGCACAUUUCUGAGUCUCAUUGUGACCAAAAGGAAGCGUAUUUCUUGGCCAGAGCUGAGAUUGCUGAACAGCCUCCCUCACGAGACCCUGCUUGUUCUGGUGUUGUUUGGGGAGCUUCCUGAGCUGAAGUUAUUAAGAUGAUGUCACAUUUCCUGUGCAGUUCAGUCUCACAAAUGAGCAAAUAAGAUUAAGCUGUUUACAGAUCUAGGCCUAAAACUCUUUUCAGUUACUGCCUUCAUAAGGAUGAUUGAAGCUCCCGAGCCCGCAAGCUGCUCUGUCCAGAGGGACCUUUGCCUCCACCUGGAGUCAACUGCAUUAACAACACCUCUUCUACACUUCUGACAUCUUGCUCAGUGGAUCACCUUCCAGAACUAGCUCUGGGUUGCUGGGGUUUAAUUUUAAAUGUA